CAGGCACACACAUGCAGAGUGACUGAGCUGGUCCUUGUUGAGCGCAUAGCUCAUGGCCGUUCCUGGCAACAACACGCAGACGCACACAGUGAAGAAACAGGCUGAGUGAAGCAACAAGAAGGUCUCCUUCCCUGACAUGAGAAUCUAACAACCAGCUUAUGCUCUACUUGCACAAAAAGAUUGUUCAAGAUGGAUCAUAUUGGGGCCAGGAUGAAGAUUGUGGAGAUCAUUUUUGUCUUUCUUCUGGUGCUGGUUACCUCAGGAUAUGGGAUACAGAGAGCGCCUCGUAUCAUCACCUUAUUAGAGACAGUCGAUGUACUCCUGGAUCACAAUGCCACUUUCAUCUGUGAGGUGGAGUCCCGUCCUUCAGCUGAAAUCACUUGGACCAAGAAUAACCACCCAAUAAUGUACUAUGACCCUCGGUAUAUUACCAGGGAGCAAGGACAGAUGCUUAUCGUCCCUCGUGUAAGAGAGUCAGACAAUGGAGAGUACUGCUGCAUUGCUAGUAAUGGCGUAGGAGAGCCAGCCAAGAGCUGUGGAGCCCUGCAGCUAAAGAUGAAGCCACAGAUCAAACGCCAUCCUACCAAUGUAACCCUCCUGGUAGAAUCCAAAGCAGUGUUGCCCUGUGUUACACUUGGCAACCCCAAACCAGAUGUCACCUGGCUCAAAGAUGAUGAGCUUAUCAAGGUCAGCGACCGUGUUACCAUUCUGGACUAUGGUGCAUUGAAGAUCCAUAACAUACAGAGAGAGGAUGCAGGCCAGUAUCGCUGUGUGGCCAGGAAUAGCUUUGGUUUGGCCUUUUCAAAGCCUGUCACCAUAGAGGUACAGGCUCCAGCACGAAUCCUGCAGGUUCCUAAGGAGAAGAGGGUAACAUAUGGCAGCCAGAUUUCCUUGGAGUGUAACGCCACAGGAAAUCCAAUCCCCACCAUCACCUGGCUGGAAAAUGGGAACACUAUCUCGGGUGCAUCGGUUGAAGAGACUUUGACAGGCGAGGUGAUCCUUUCCAUUCUUAAAGUGACGGUUAAUAAGCCGGCUCUGUACACAUGCAUGGCCUCCAACAGACACAGUGCCGGAGCCAACACCGUCAAGGCGACUGCUAGAGUCACUGUUGCAGAGUGGAGACUCUACAAAGGGAUCGCAGGCUACUGCAGUGCAUAUCGUGGAGAUGUGUGCCGCAGUAUUCUGCGAGAUGAUUUGCUGGUUUUCUUUAACUCCUCCCUGUCGGACCCUGAGGACAUGCAGGAGUACCUGGUUCAGAGCUGGUGGACCGAGCUGGAAGGACUCAGCUUGCUGUGUAGCCCUGCAGUGCGCUCACUGCUCUGCCACUCCUCCUUUCCUGACUGCAACCCAUCAGGGUUAGGACCAGCACCCAAACCUGUCUGCAGAGAGCACUGCCUGGCAGUGAAGGAGCUGUACUGCCAUAAGGAGUGGUUGGUUCUAGAGGGCAGCAGUUCAGUCCAGCCUGGCCUCUUCAGCUCUGUCACUGGGUCCCACACUCCCAGUUCACUGCUGCCCAACUGUCAAGCUUUACCAAGUCUUCACACUGACCCUGAGGCUUGCACACAUGUCCCUUUUGUCGACAUCAAGAGAGAUCAAAUUACAACAACCUGUUACAGCGACAGAGGCCGUUUCUACCAAGGCAGCAUAAAUGUGACCAGGUCUGGGAUACCGUGCCAGCCAUGGAGCCAACAGUUUCCCCACCAACAUCGCCUGUCUGUGGAUGUGAUUCCAGAGUUGAAGAACUCAGAUAACUAUUGCAGGAACCCUGGAGGAAUCAGCGACAAGCCCUGGUGUUACACCUCCAAUCCCAACAUACGCUGGGAGUACUGUGCUGUGCCACAGUGUGGGGACACAGACAUGGUACCAGUGAUGAAGCCAGAGUCACCAGGCCCUCGUCAGACCCCUCGUCUACCUCCCACCACUAAGGAAUUGUCUCCAGCUUACUCCAUGUCGGUCAUCGUCAUUAUCCUGACGACACUCGCAGCUGCAGUCUUCCUCACAAUCAUCUUCCUCGCCUGCCGCAGACGGAGGAAGCAGUGGAGAAACCGGAAGAGAGCAAUGGAAACCCCAACGCUGAGUGCUCUUCCAUCAGAGCUCCUGCUUGACCGACUUCACCCCAACCCCAUGUACCAGCGGGUUCCUCUCCUGCUGAACUCAAAGCUCCUGGCCCUCGAGUAUCCUCGAAAUAAUAUCCAGUAUGUCAGAGAUAUUGGGGAGGGGGCCUUUGGACGGGUUUUUCAAGCCAGAGCGCCAGGCCUGCUGCCAUUGGAGUCUUUCACAAUGGUGGCUGUGAAAAUGCUGAAAGAGGAAGCCUCAGCCGACAUGCAAAAUGACUUCCAGAGAGAAGCAGCACUAAUGGCUCAGUUUGACCAUCCAAACAUCGUACGACUUCUAGGUGUGUGUGCAGUGGGUAAACCCAUGUGUCUGAUGUUUGAAUACAUGGCCCAUGGCGACCUCAAUGAGUUCCUGCGUCGUCGCUCUCCAACCCAAUCAGUGCGCACCAUCAGUCACGCCAGCCUGUCGGGUCGCAGUUUUUCCUCUGAGCUCGAGGCGGGACUUCUCUCCUGUGCUGAGCAGCUGUCAAUUUCCAAGCAGAUCGCUGCAGGAAUGGCCUACCUAUCAGAGCGCAAGUUUGUCCAUCGUGACCUUGCAACCCGCAACUGCCUGGUUGGGGAGGAAAUGGUGGUGAAAAUCGCAGACUUUGGCCUCUCCAGAAACAUCUACUCAGCUGAUUACUACAAAGCCAAUGAGAAUGAUGCCAUCCCUAUUCGAUGGAUGCCCCCUGAGUCUAUUUUCUAUAACCGGUACACCACUGAAUCAGACGUGUGGGCCUAUGGCGUGGUGCUAUGGGAGAUUUUCUCCCACGGGAUGCAGCCAUACUACGGUAUGGGUCAUGAGGAGGUUAUUUACUAUGUGAGGGAUGGUCACAUCCUCUCCUGUCCUGAGAACUGUCCUAUGGAGCUGUAUAAUCUGAUGAGGCUUUGUUGGAGCACACAGCCAUCAGAUAGGCCCAGCUUCAGUAGUAUACAUCGAAUACUGGAGCGUAUGCAUCAAAACACAUUAAGCAUGAAUGCUGACACUGAGGCUGACUGCUAACCUGAGAGCUUUUCACAAAAAGCUGUUUGUCCCCAUGAACACCCUCCCUCCCAUGAUCUGGUACCUGAAAACACAUUUUAAAUUAACCCUGACACUGAGCCAGAACAGACAUAGUAGAAUAUCCGGUGAAUAAAGUGAUUUCAGUCAUUUUUCUUUUCAGAAUGUUUUUGUUUCAGUCUGUAACCUAUCACAUCUGACCAUUUACCAACACACAUCCAUAAGAUUGGUCUUUUUGAUUUGUGAAACAUGCAUGUAUGAACAGACUCUAACCCCUGAUCCCAGAGCCUUAACCUUUGAAGACUUGGAUUCACUAACCAUGCAGACCCUUUUAGAAACACAUAUACCCAAACAUUAUGCUUCACCCAUUGCAUGGACUUGUUGGAUUUUUCAUUCAUUCAUUUCAUCUUCAUUUUGAUCUGUCAGUAUGUUACAAAUGCUCAGACAAUUAAAUAUUAGAGAGAACUCAUACUCCAUAAUAACUACUUUUAAUAAAAUACAAACUUUAUUGUCGCCUCUAAUUCCAUGGUAGCACACAAUCACUUUAAACCAUUGCUGUUGAUUGUCUUUAUAGACAAGUUGCUAUUCCAUUUUUGGGCAUUUUCUUUAAUGUUUCUUUAUUGUCAUAUUGUUGAUCUUUGUCUUUUUUUUUUGUUAAUUUUACUUUUUGACAGUGUUUGA
This is a messenger RNA of Scatophagus argus, 3774 nucleotides long. RefSeq names its product muscle, skeletal, receptor tyrosine kinase (gene musk). Gene Ontology annotation, cellular component: signaling receptor complex. Bases 190 to 3096 code for a protein of 968 amino acids. NCBI's taxonomy places the organism in Eukaryota, Metazoa, Chordata, Actinopteri, Scatophagidae. Gene Ontology annotation, biological process: protein phosphorylation; cell surface receptor protein tyrosine kinase signaling pathway; multicellular organism development. The record is from RefSeq and is a predicted model, not a curated record. Gene Ontology annotation, molecular function: protein binding; ATP binding; transmembrane receptor protein tyrosine kinase activity. The transcript has 17 exons.